GGAGCUUCGCCAUCGACCGGCUGCGAUCGGCUUGUUCAUCUGAGUGUCGACACGAGUGAGUGUCUGCCGGAGCUACGAGACCUGCAGAGGCGGUGGCGAUGCUUUCGGGCACGGAGGCGGCGGCAGGGGACUACGAGGACUCGGAGCUGCGGUGCCGUGUGUCUGUGGAGGAGCUGAGCCCGGGCGGGCAGCCGCGAAGGCGCCAGGCCCUGCGCACCGCGGAGCUGAGCCUGGGUCGCAAUGAGCGGCGCGAGUUGAUGCUGCGACUGCAGGCGCCGGGGCCCGCGGGGCGGCCGCGCUGCUUCCCUCUGCGCGCCGCGCGCCUCUUCACGCGUUUCGCCGCAGCCGGGCGCAGCACCCUGCGGCUCCCGACUCAAGGCGCCCCGGGGGCCGGCGCGGUGCAGCUGCUGCUCUCGGACUGCCCCCCAGACCGCCUGCGCCGUUUCCUGCGCACAUUGCGCCUCAAGCUGGCUGCGGCCCCGGGUCCCGGGCCCGCCUCUGCCCGCGCACAGCUGCUGGGCCCGCGGCCCCGCGACUUCGUCACCAUCAGCCCUGUGCAGCCUGAGGAGCGGCGGCUCGGGGCGGCCACCCAGGUUCCGGACACCACCCUGGUGAAGCGGCCUGUGGAGCCCCAGGCUGGGGCCGAGCCUAGCACAGAAGCCCCAAGGUGGCCCCUGCCUGUGAAGAGGCUGCGCUUACCCUCCACCAAGCCACAGCUUUCUGAGGAACAGGCUGCUGUGCUGAGGGCCGUCCUGAAAGGCCAGAGCAUUUUCUUCACUGGGAGUGCAGGAACAGGGAAGUCAUAUCUGCUGAAGCGAAUACUGGGCUCACUGCCCCCCACAGGCACUGUGGCCACUGCCAGCACUGGGGUGGCAGCCUGCCACAUCGGGGGUACCACCCUUCAUGCCUUUGCAGGCAUCGGCUCAGGCCAGGCUCCUCUCGCCCAGUGCGUGGCCCUGGCCCAAAGGCCAGGUGUGCGGCAGGGCUGGCUGAACUGCCAGAGGUUGGUCAUUGACGAGAUCUCAAUGGUGGAGGCAGACCUGUUUGACAAACUGGAGGCCGUGGCCAGAGCUGUCCGGCAGCAGAACAAGCCAUUUGGAGGGAUCCAGCUCAUCAUCUGUGGGGACUUUCUGCAGCUGCCACCUGUGACGAAGGGCUCCCAGCCCCCACGGUUCUGCUUCCAGGCCAAGAGCUGGAAAAGGUGUGUGCCAGUGACCCUGGAGCUGACCAAGGUGUGGAGGCAGGCAGACCAGACCUUCAUCUCUCUACUGCAGGCCGUGAGGCUGGGCAGGUGCUCAGAGGAGGUGACCCGCCAGCUCCGGGCCACAGCUGCCCACAAGGUGGGGCGAGAUGGGAUUGUGGCCACGAGGCUCUGCACCCACCAGGAUGACGUGGCCCUCACCAACCAGAGGCGGCUGCAGGAGCUGCCAGGUAAGGUACACAGAUUUGAGGCUAUGGACAGCAAACCUGAGCUAGCCAGUACCCUGGAUGCCCAGUGUCCCGUUAACCAACUCCUUCAGCUAAAGCUGGGAGCCCAGGUGAUGCUGGUGAAAAACUUAUCGGUGUCUCGGGGCCUGGUGAAUGGUGCCCGAGGGGUGGUUGUCGGGUUUGAGGCUGAAGGGAGAGGGCUACCCCAGGUGCGGUUCCUAUGUGGAGUCACUGAGGUCAUCCGCGCUGACCGCUGGACAGUUCAGGUCACCGGGAGCCAGCUCCUUAGCCGGCAGCAGCUGCCCCUCCAGCUGGCUUGGGCAAUGUCCAUCCACAAGAGCCAAGGCAUGACCCUGGAUUGCGUGGAGAUUUCUUUGGGCCGAGUGUUUGCCAGUGGCCAGGCCUACGUGGCCCUUUCCCGGGCCCGCAGCCUGCAGGGCCUACGUGUGCUGGACUUUGACCCCAUGGCGGUUCGCUGUGACCCCCGUGUGCUGCACUUCUAUGCCACCCUGCAGCAGGGCAGGAGCCUCAGUCUGGAGUCCCCAGAUGGUGACGAGGCAGCCUCAGACCAGGAGAACGCGGACCCAAACCUCUGAGCCUCACCUGCAAAGAGAAGACAAAGGGUGGCCUCCACGUCCUCCUGCUCCUUAGUGGGCCAGGGCCCCGGGGAGUAACUGGAGGAGGUGGCCAGUGUCCCCUUCUGUAUUUUUUAGGGGCUCUCAGCCUCCCAGCAGGGUUAAAUGGAGAGUGCUUUCCACCCAUGUGCCAGCUGUGUUUCAGUUUCUCUCUUUUCCCUGGGUGAGCUGCUUCAGGGUCAGAAGUAACCCUUACUGUGACAGUCGAGAAUGAGCCUGUGUGGUAGCUGGUGUCAGAGGACAAAGCUCUCUGCAAGGGCUGGACACAGAGCUGCAGAAUCCUCAACACCCCUCCUUUUGGGCUGCAGAAGGGAGAGGCAGUGAAAACGGGUGCUCUGGAAGUAGAAUCAGGCCUCUCUUGGAGGGGACCGGGGAGCACUCAGGCUGGAUACAAACAGAGAGUGGAACUUAAGUGCGUCUCCACAGCUAGGCCCAGCCCAGCCCAGCCCAGCCCAGCCCAGCCCAGCCCAGAACAAACACCCUUCCGAGCCUACCCUGAGAACAUAAGCUGCAAAAUGUGCACCCAUAUUUUAAGCUGCUUUUUCAGGGGAUGAAUAGUGUUUGGGGACAUUGAAAAAUGGGUGUUCUCAGGUUGUAUUUAUUUUGGACAAAUAAACUAGUGAAUUG
This is a messenger RNA of Saimiri boliviensis boliviensis (Bolivian squirrel monkey), 2690 nucleotides long. RefSeq names its product PIF1 5'-to-3' DNA helicase (gene PIF1). Gene Ontology annotation, biological process: telomere maintenance; DNA repair. NCBI's taxonomy places the organism in Eukaryota, Metazoa, Chordata, Mammalia, Primates, Cebidae. The record is from RefSeq and is a predicted model, not a curated record. Gene Ontology annotation, molecular function: DNA helicase activity.